This is a messenger RNA of Danaus chrysippus (African queen), 1155 nucleotides long. NCBI's taxonomy places the organism in Eukaryota, Metazoa, Arthropoda, Insecta, Lepidoptera, Nymphalidae. The record is from the annotation of a GenBank genome assembly.
AUGAAAAUGAAUAAACACCAUAUGUUUAACUUUAUAACUACAUUCAUGACUCUGUCUUCCGUUGCGUGCACUGUUCAACCGCCGGCUGUUAACCCUGGUUUGUUUACUGUACCCAAGAGUAUCGGAGCAUGUCAUUCGUGUAAAAUAUUCAUCGAAUCAUUCACGAAAGGCUUAGAAAGGACGGCAAGAGGGAAAUACGAAGGUGGUGAUGCUGCAUGGGAAGAAGAGAAGCUAAAAAAGUCGUACAAACGGAGUGAAAUGCGCUUAGUAGAUAUACAAGAAGGAAUUUGUAAAGAGGAGACAAAGUACUCAGUUCAAUGUCACCUCAUGGCGGAAAAGGCGGAAGAGUAUAUAGAGGAAUGGUGGAGUCAAAAUGCUGAUGAAUCGACCGAUUUGUAUUCAUAUAUCUGUAUUGAUAAAUUGGAAGUGUGUUGUCCGAAACAUCACUAUGGAAAAGAUUGUUUACCUUGUGCCGGAAACCAUGAGAACUUGUGUAAUGGCAAUGGGAAAUGUAGGGGCGAUGGUACAAGAAAGGGCAACGGCACAUGCCUCUGUGAUGAAGGGUAUAUUGGUGAAGAGUGUGAUCAAUGUGCUAUAAAUUACCACAUAUCAUAUAAAGAUGAUAAUAAAAUGCUCUGUUCCAAGUGCCAUAUGUCUUGUGCAGGAGGAUGUAAGGGUGGGACACAGAGAGACUGUGCUUCAUGUAAACCUGGCUUUGUUUUUAGCGUCGAAGAUGGUUGUGCCGAUAUUAAUGAAUGUGACGAAGCUAACAAAUGCAAGGAUAAUGAGUUCUGCUUAAACUCGCUCGGUUCAUAUGCUUGUAUGAAGUGUGAUAAAUCAUGCAAAGAAUGUUACGGAGAUGGGCCAGACAUGUGCAAGAGAUGUGCCAAAGGAUAUUCAAAGAAAGGAGAAUUCUGUGUCUCAGAUAAAGGCGAGGACACAAACGAAACUUUGACUUCCACCAGGUUCAUGACAUACAUAGGUCUGCUGAUAGCGACAGGUAUCCUUCUUCCAAAGUCAGCGACUCUAGGCAGUAUGGUUGGCUUUGCGGUGCUCUCAUACAUUAUGGGUGCGGAGUACUACUGCAUGAUAAACGGACACACAGGGCUCGUGAAUCUUACAAAUUAUGAUUUGUUUCAAAUGUUUCGUAUAUAA